Molecule: messenger RNA, 13242 nt
Organism: Pocillopora meandrina
Lineage: Eukaryota; Metazoa; Cnidaria; Anthozoa; Scleractinia; Pocilloporidae
Source: the annotation of a GenBank genome assembly
GGGAAAAUGACGAAACCAUCGUGAAAAUAUGUUUGAUUGUAGUAUAUUCUUUUAUUUUAUUUCCAUCGGAAUUGUAUGUUUACAUCCAUUCUGUAAAGGAGCAACCCAUUGGUUUGUAACAGAGGAUGGAAGAAUCCAACAGCAGGUAACGAAUCUAAAUUUUUAUCUUUUAAAUUAUUCACAUCAAUUACGGCGUUCGGUUGUUUGAAUAAGCUUCGAGUUUGGUGUUAGAUUUAAUUCAUUCAUCGUUUGCCCAUUUUUAUCGUGAUGUUCUUCAUCCUUUGACUGGUUGACGUGCUAUUGAAAGUUUCUGGACAUUCGUUACUCUUGGAGAGUAAAAUUGAUAAAAUCAUCGAUAGUGUUCUCUGCCUGACAUGAAUAAGAUGUCACUUUAGUGAAUAGACUAAUUAGAUUCGAAAGGAUAAGUACCUGAAAUAUUUUGAUUGAAGAAUCUAAGUGAAUUAUUGAUGUUGUUGAAUGACCUUUGAAAUAAAUUGAUAAUUUUUGAUAAGACAUUUUUAUGUUGUAGACUUUAAGCGCGAACUUAUUCCGAAAUUUACUUAUAUUAAAAAUAACACUCAUUUUAAUCAAACUUAAAUCUUAUGUUUGUUGUAGUCUUCGAGAUACACAUUUUCACUUUUUGGUAAGAAGCUAUGCUAUUUAGCAAAGAUACUUUUGUGAAACAAACUAGGCUGUUGGACAUGAUAUGCACAAAAUGUGAAAUUUUCUGUCCCAGGUAUAGCAAAAUACAGUAGACCUUGGCUAACUCAAACAAGAUUGAAUUUCCUUUGGAUUUGACCCCAUUUGAUACAUGGUUUGUUUCUAGGAUGACUCUGUGUUCAAUCUCAAACGACCCUAUGAUCUGGUCACCUUCAUUCAGCAACAAACAGCAUUUGAUAGAUUAAAGAUUUUACGAGAAGAGUACCUGGAAGAGAAACGAAAAGUCAUUGAAGCAAGAGAGAAGGAAAGAGCAGAAAUCCAAAAAUCAUUUUAUGAAGAGGAUCCUGAUUGUGUUGAUGCAGGAGGCCACAUUUCUGAGUUUGAACUACAUUUAGAUAUGACUCUUCCCUUUUCUAAGAAAGGCAUCAAGUAAGUUCAGAAGUAUGGUUUAAAGGUCUUAUUAUUACUGUUGAUAAAAGUGGUCAUCGGUCAAUUUUUCUUUAUAUACUUUUUCUACAUUUAUUUUAAAGCUUACUCUACUGAGGCAAAUACACUCCACCAUUGGAGGUUGCUGUCAAGUUCUAAUUAAUAAGUAGAUUCCAUGUUCUCAUGGGUCUGUAGAGUAAUAGAUCACAGAUGAUGUCAGAUUGUGAUAGGAACCUAAAAAGUGACAUAUGAGACAUUGUUGAGUGUGCCAUUGAUUUUGUCAAAAGAUUUUGAUGUCUUCUGUGAUUCAUUACCCUAAAGACUAAGGGGAACAUGGAAUCAUUUUUCUCAAUAUGUUAAAAAAAGCAAAAUUUCAUUAAUACUGAUGUCAUUUUGUAAGAAACAAUCAAAAUGGAUGUGUAAUUCGGCUCGUUGUAUAAAAAUAUUUUGGUCAUUUGUCAAUGUUCAACUGUAAAUAAUUUUUAAGUCAAGAUAAUUAAGGUUUUGUACCUCUGUCAGUAACGUAGAAAUACAAAUAAAUACAGGUGUGGUUUGCAGCUAUCUUAGAAGAAAAUAAAGGUGAUAUACAGAAAUGCAUCUGUUCUCUGACAGAUCAUAAGUAAGAACCAAUCAAUCAAAUGCAUGCACAAUUCAGCUUAUCAUAUAACCCUUUAAUCCCUGAGAGUGACCAGCCUCUAAUUUCUCCUUUCAAUAUCACCCAUGAAUCAAACAUUAAGGUCAUGAGAAUAAAGGAAAUGAUAAUCAACUGAAGAAGCUCUUGAUUGUUAAACAAAUUCUCCUUGCCAGCAUAUUAGGAAAUGUAUAGAGAACAGUAUGGAGAAUAUGCAUACUGAUGUUAGGGUGUAAAGGGAUAAUUAGUAUUACUACUCUUACCCAUUGGUUAAAUUAUUUCAGUCUUCCAGAUCAUCUUAACCUUUGUCAGUCCCUUCCCUCCGAUGUUCAACCACCAGUUUGUCAAGCUCAGCUACCAACAGUUAUAUACAGCUAUGAUCAUCUUGAGGGAGUAAAGCAUCGCCAUCUGCUGAAUUCCACUGCUGAGCCAAUGCUGCUUACAACGAUGUCAUCUUAUUUUAAAACUGCAGAAGAAUUAGGAGGCCAAGUGAGUCUGGCUCUUGAAAAGGUGAGCAUGAUUUUAUAUUGAUCUGAAGUUAAAUAAAUACAUACUGGAAUCACAUUGGAGAUGAAUUUGCACUUCAAGUGCGGACUUAUUGGCUUUUGCACUUUCUCAAUCACAUAGUCAACAGUGAUGUGCAGAUAAUUUCAAAGCUUCUCUGGCUUGAGUGGGAAAUUUGUAACCAAAAGUUUCAAGUUUUUCCAGGGGAAUACAGACAAGUGUUAUAUCUUAAAAUAUAGAGGUGUUUUCGCAAGUGAAUGGUGAGAGAAGAAAACAUCUACAAGGUCAAGGUUUUUAAGACUUAGUAAAUUUGUAGAAAUUAAGUCACGUUUGCUGAUUUUGCCUUUUACAAAAAAAAAUUGAGUGGGGUAUUUGAACCAAUUUUUAUGGCAGGGGCAGUAAUUUGACCAGACUAUUCUACAAAAGUUCAAAUGCAAGGGGGUUGUCUGGAAGUAAGGAUGAUGAAGCUGUAAAUUAAUCAAUGCAUAAAGGGUAAAAUUUUCUGUUAUUAAGAAGGAAAAGAAUGCAUGCCGUUGUGCAAUUUUGCAGGAAGCUAUUUUAGGUUUGGUAAAUGUUUAUUUAAUGAACUGUACAACACAAUCAGCUGAAUGAAGUUUUAUGUUUAUUUGUACAACACCCGAGUUAUGAAACCAACCCUACUAAAAACAUUUGUCAUCAAUGAAAUUAUUAUUAUUUUAGGCAAAGGUAAGCCUUUUUAAUGUUUUCAAGUAUUUUGCUCACUGGGCAAUUACCAAAAUUAAUGAAAAAUACCCUCUGUCUCAGCCAAUCAACAUUUGGUAAUAUUGCCCUUUUUGUUUUAAAUCUAUUAAACAGUGAACUUUAAUGGAGGGUUGCUGGAUUAAGUACUUCUCUGCCAGCUGGGAUGUAAAGAUAGUAAAAUUUUGUUAUUAAAGGAAAUGGUUCCAAUAGAUGUUAUAUCAUUAUUAUUUAUCACUUCUGAGAAACAGCAGCACAUUACUCUCAGAGAGGAGGAUUUGAAGCUGGGUUCUUUAGUCAUGCAGGCUUAAGAUUACACAGUACAAAUCAUUCCAUCAUGUGCUCUUCACACCAUGUUUUCACUCCUUUCCAAUAGUUUAUUUUCACCUCUCUUAGAAAUUUGUUGUUUUUGUACAGAAUUCAACUUCGUGGGUUUUACUUAAUCUUGCUGCAUACUAUUGGAGAAUUAAAGGAAAUGCUCUGCAUGCUGUGGAAUGUUUAAGACAAGCUUUGUAUUAUUCACCAAGGUAAGACAAUUAGAUCUCCUCAAAUAUCUUUUUGGUGGAUUUUUUGUUAUUUCUCAUCCUCUUUCCAAAGGGAGUUUUUGUGGGUUCUUUCUGACAAAAAUUAACAAACUAAAAUCUGAUUUAAUCUGAUUGCAUCAUUUGAAGAGAUUUAAUAGUAUCCUCUUUCACUUUGAUAGUAUAGGAAUGGUGUGGAAGUAAAAGGCCUUGUUGGUAAAGACAAUUGUGAAAAAACAUGCUUUGUAUUGAGACAUGAAUAGUUCUCUCCAUGUCUAAUCCAUCUUGCAAUCCUCUCUUUUCAAAAAAAUGUCCUGAAAAUUGUUGUUCAUUAUGUAAUCUUGUCAUAUUUUUUUUAAGGGAGCACAAAGAUCGUGCACUGAUGAGCCUGGCGGCAGUACUUUACCAUGCAAAUCACACCCAUGAUUCUGUUGUUCUUCUGCACACUGCUAUGGAAACUUGUCAGGAAUAUUCUGUGUAUCACUUUCUACUUGGAAAUAUUUAUGCUGUGAGUACAUGUACUUGAUUGCUGGGUCAGUUUUGCAUGCUGUUAUCAGUUACAGAACUCCUCUCUAUGAAUUUUUCACUCAAUAAUUUGAUUUUCUAGGUAAGGUGGUCACAUGGUCAUGACCUUGCUCUGUUGAUCACGUGUUGACUGUGGGGUUUAACCUUUGCCCCUUUUAUAUCUUUAUAUCUCCUAACAAGGAAAAUGUGUUUAAUGAUCAAAACCUUCUUUUAUUUGUUGGUGAUCAUUUCCUAAAUAUUCUUGAGACCUUAAUGUUUGAUUCAGGGGGGGGAGGGGUUUGUCAGGAGAAAUUUGAUGUCAGUCACUCUAAGGGAUCAAAUUGUUGAGGUGUUCAAGUACUGCUGGCAAGGGAACCGGAACUGGCCUCUUGGUAGCUGUCAACUAUGUCAUCCUCUAAUUAAACUAGUGCAGAAAGCAGAAAGCAGGAAACAAGAUUUUAGAGGUCUACCUCUUUAAACCUUUAGAGAGAUCAGCAUCUAAUUUCUCCUGACAGUAAUACUACUGAAUCAUUCAUUAAGGUUGUGAGAAUAAAGGAAAUGAUCACCAACCUAAGAAACUUUGAUUGAAAAAUGAAUUCUCUUUGUCUGUACCAAGGAAUAGAUUGAGAAGAAUAUGGAGGGUAUGCAUACUGAUGUUAGGGUUUUAAAAAGUGGUCAUAUUUCUCAGUUCUGAUAUGUUUUUCUAAUUUCUGCUUUUAUCUGAACCAGCAUAAACCAUAAACCAUAAAGGUCUCAUAUUAUUGAAAAAAAAAAGGCAGAAACCAGUUACUGUCAUGAGUGAAUUAUUACCAUGCAAAUAAAUUUCAUGACCAAGAUCUAACUUUGCACAGAUCCAGAAUGAAACAUGUAGUCCACGUUUGUAUUACGUUUACAAAUUCAAAUUGUACUAGAAUAGUUGGCAUUCUUUCUGUAACUGGUCUUCUAUUAACAAUGGCUGACUUACUUUGAUUUUGUUCUCGUUUUUCCAAUAGUCUCAGAAGAUGUAUGAAAUGGCUGACUUAUGUUACAAAUUCACUGUAGCUGUUUCCCCCGACACGAAAUCGUUGUGUGAGCGAGUCAAAGCCGUGAGGUGUGAGAUUAAACUGAAACAACUGUUAAAAGAACGCCAAUUGUAAGUCUUUAUUUCUAAAGUUUGACUUUGUGUCGAUAAAUCUUUGUAAUUGCAACAGCCAAUAACAUCAACUGUCAACUAGUAACCAAUUGGAGACCAGAAGUUAACGUAGGUCACUUGGCUGGUUUCUAACGCAGGAAUCACGAAACUUGGUCAUCCUAAGUCUUUCAUCUUGUUGAUUCGCUCUGAGGAAGAUCCAGCGCUCGAAACGUCACCUUAGAAAUUCUUAACAAUGGGCAAUUUAUAUUAUUAACUCAGUUGUUAAAACCAAAUUAUUUUGAUAUACUCACCCACAGAAUCAGCACCAUCGUUUCUUGAGAAAUUUACCCCCUCUAUUCUGUCAUCUGGUUGGCUGAGUGGGUGUUGCUGGGUUUGUUUUUUUCGUUUUUUGUGACACCAAUCGUUCUCUGUCCCUUUAGAGCAUUUGAUGAAAGAUUGGACUUCCACGGUACUCCUGAACUUGAUGAUUCAAAAGAGUUUAAAAAUGAAGAAGCCGAGAAGAAAGAACUCCUUCCGCUAGAAACAUUCAAGAAGCAACUUAACCGGCUCUACCUGCUUACAGAAGGUCUACCAAAGAACCCACACAGCUGUAAGAGCCGAUCUGUUCCUGUGAAACAGGCAAGAAAUUCUUUUUCUUUUUCAGCUGCCAUAAAUCGUUGAGACGCCCUUUUGUUCCCAGUUGGUAAGAUUCCUUUUUGGAACGCGCGAGACCGAAACUGAAAAGGUUCCUUUGGGAUGGCGUCGCUGUGUUUGUUGUGCCCUGUACGUGACAACUGAGAAUGGCAACAACCAAUCGGAAACCGUUUUGGUAGAGACAUAGUUAUGUCACAAGUUUGAGAAUUAUCACAGUAUAUCUCUUUCAAAAACUAGUCAUUGUUUAUCACAAGGGGAGGGGUCGGAGGAUUUUGGGGGAAUCAUAUGUUUUUUCAGGGGAACGGAGUAGGGAUCAGUCGUCGCAACAGAGUACAAGUACGGGGAGGGGAAGGGGAAGGGGGGAAGGAGGACUACAGAAAACUAAUUGCCUACGAGGGAGGUCAUUAUAAUUCUACAGUGCCUUCGUAGGGGAGGGGGGAAUAAAGCAAAUUUUAUGGUGACUCAUGUAAUGUAACUCCUCUCCCUCCCUCCCUCCCCCAUCUGAAGUAAAAGAUCCCUAGCAAAUUUUAUUUUUUAUUUUUAUUUAUAGGAAGGGAAUUCGGCUUCUGAUGGUACUGGAACAACAGAGGGACGGGAAAAACAGCCAAAAAACGAAGACUCCGAAGAGGAAGUCAACAAACAGAGGAAUGAGAAAGAGGAAAAAGAAACUGGAAGUUCUGGAUUGCGAACUCUGCCGCAAGGAGAAUCAAAACACAAUUCUGAUGCCAUCGAAUCUGAUCUAAAAUCGAAAUCCCUUGAUAGAAACGGCCAAGAUGAAGAACGCGCUAUCUGGAAAGAAAAAAGAGUGAUGAGUGAAUCACUAAAAGCAAGAAAUUCUCGGUUAAAUAAUUCUAAAUUUUCUAUAGAGAUGAAAACCAUGCAGGAUUUAGAAGAAGCUCGACUAGCGUUGACUCGCUUAAAACAUGUCAUGAAAACUGUUACUCAUACAAAUUCAGCUACGCAGACUGUGAAAAUAACCGAGGAGAAAGUGCUGCAAAGUGAAAACGGUGCGAAGACAAACGUAGGAAAAACAAGCUGUGUUGAAAGUAUUUCAACUUUGCAAGAAAAAGAAAUGAAAGUCAGAAAGGGGAAUACUGGUCGACGCGGCGAGAGCGGUUUUAAAAGGAUGAAACGAGACGCUGGUUUUAAUAAUCCUAGUGAGGAUGGCACUGCCGGAAGUGUUAUUGCUGAUGAUGGUAAAUUUGUUAAGCAGAAAGGAGAGUCUAUUGUGUUGAGCAAGAACGAUCCAGGUUCAAAGUUUGAUUAUCUGAUACCUUCCAAGAACACCCGUGACAAUGUUAUCGCAGAAUCACUGUUUGAGCAGCUAAAAGGAAGCGUCCCUAGCGGACCUAAACACACGCCACCUCUAAAGGACAAAGCAUUCUUGCCGAGUUUAAGAAAUUGUGAAGAUCUUGGAAGGAAGAAACUAAAAGGCGAAGCGGUCAGUGCGGAGUGUUUGACUCAAGAUUCCAAGAAACAGACGCACGGCACAAACGCUGGAAGAGAUGUUGGUGUUGAGAGCUUUGUGUUAACCACUGAAUUUACUAAGGCCGAGGAAAAUGAGCUAUCGACGGAUAAAAGAACUCUGCUUGAUUCGGAUGGUGAGGUAAUUUUGAUGAAGCAAACUUUGGCAAAUGAGAUUUCGGCUAACGUGCCCACGGAUUCUCUAUUAAGUGAGCGCACUUCUGAAGCGAAAGUUCUUGAACAAAACGAGAAGAAAAGAAAUACAAAAGUCAAUAUUGGUUCGACUGCAAGUGAUAACAACAAUCUUAAAGUGAACUCUGUCGAGAGUGUUUCUGCCUCGCAAAUCAAAGGCAGUGAUCUAGAAAUUGAAAGCAAGAAACAUGACGGGAAGACAAACCCUGGAGAGUACGAAAAACCUAAUUCGAACGUACCAGAAAAUAAUGGAGAGAAAUUUUCUACCGCUUAUGACGAUGCGAGAAGUAAAACCAGGGAUGAAGAGGAUUAUAAUAGUAAAGACUCUGAUAGACCAGAUACUAAUGGUGUUGUUAAAAAUCCUAAAAACGCUAACGGAGAAAAGAGUAAAGCGGAGAAAAGGCAAAAUCGGUUGGAUUCAAGCACAACAAAAGAGUUACCUGCUAAAAGUGAUAAAUCAAGUAAACUAAACGAGGUUAAAUUUAAGCCAUCGCCUAAUAUGAAGGAAAAAGUUAACAGCGCCGAGUUUCUUCACAGUGUUGGUGCAGGAUCGAGCGUUUUUGAAACAAGCUUUAUGAACGUGCAAACUGAUGGAUCUCUUCAGGAUCUGAGUGAGGAAGAAUGCCGACACAUAGAAGGUGUCCAGGCUCUGAUUGUCAGGAACAAACAGUUCAGUGCAUGGCUGUCGUUGGACACCAAAAACAUUGAGUAAGUCAGUUGUUAGUUGUCAGUUGCCUUUUUGCAUGAAUUUCCUUAAAUGAGCUUCUUCGACCAGUCAUGUGUGUCCCAGCGGGGAAAACGUAUUAUUUUAUCAUCCAUAGUGGACAAUUUUUUAACAUACUGCUUAAUAUGAAAUAUGUUGAAAUAUGUAAUCGGCGCCGGGGGGGGGGGGGGGUACUUGGGUCUUUUUUUACUGGGCAUGUGUCAAAGACCUCUCAGAACCCCUACCCCAUUAUACACUAUUCUGUGGCCAAUUAUAGACCCCUUCUUUUGGUAAUAUCGUAAAAACUAUUUAACUGCAAAUCUUCCCAUUUUUUAAAUCCCCACUUACCAGAAUAUUCUAACCACCAAAGAUUCCGAAAAUGUGCGACUCCAUUCCAGUAACUUUAUUGAAGAUGCAACCCCAUUAUGGUCAAUCCAGUCGUGAAAAUGUGACCCUAUCCAAUGGCACAUACCAUCGGCCUAUUGUCAAGAAGUACCCCCCCUCCCCCUCGGGGAAUCGGCGUCAAUGGUUGGUUUCUGUUUCGUCACUGUCAAUGUAAUUUUUCUUCUCUUCCUUUAGCGUGCGGGCUCACAUCGACUUCCUAAGUGAGGUGGACGACUUUCCCAGAAGGCCUCGUUGUACGGCAAAGAUCAGGAACAAAUUGCACACGUUCCACAACCUUCCGGUACCGUGAAUAUUGUUUUGUUGUCCUCUUUCUCUCUUGCUCGCUCUUCCGUUAAUUAACCUAUUACACCCUGACAUCAGUAUGCAUAUUCUCAUUACUGUUAUCUACACAUUUCCUAAGGUGCUGACAAGGAGAAUUUGCUUAACAAUCAAGAGUUUCUUCAGUCGGUCUUAAUUUCAUUUAUUCUCAUGAUUCAGGGGUGAUAUUGUAGGAAGAAAUUAGAUGCUGGUCACUCUUAGGGGCCAAGGGCUCAAUUGAUACCUCUAUGUCUUCCUCAGCCUUAAUUGACCAACCCAAUGAGUGAGGGCAUUAUUGUAUCUCUUGUAAGAUUACUCGCUUUCUUUUGUCUUAGUUUUUUUAAAGUGGUUUGUGUACUGUCUUUUAUCAAGGGUGUGGUCAAUGCUGCUUAUUUUGAUCAAGUCGCUGAAGUUGGUCUCACUCAGGUUUGGUUUUGUUGUCUGUUCGUUUUGUAUGUCAUGUUGCAAUGUAAUGUUACGUUUCUUUAGAAAAAGAAGUAAAUUUCUGUUUUCUUCCUUCCACAAAGAAGAGUUCGUUUUUUUUUUAACCGGGUAAGUCUAUGCCUAGACAUGACUGUUACAUUUACUAUUUUUAGACCCUGUUGAGCAUGGGAAGAACAUUACAAGACACCAUUGACGAGAUGGGAACACGAAUUUACAAUGCCCUAAAGAAGGUACCAUCCGAAGCUGUAUUUUAACGAAACAGACCAGUUUUCUAUGGUGGCACGGUGUCUCUCUUCCUUUGAUCAAGUUUUCUCUUUCUUGACAUUUUAUUUCUUCAUCUAUGAAGUAUCAUAACAUAAUUUCCUAUUGCGCAUGCGCAAAAAGUAAACCCCCUGUAGAUUUGGUUAACGUAGGUAAAUUUCGCGAUGAUGGACCAAUUUGGUUACGAUUUGAAGUUUUGGGUCUUAACAGACUGCUGUUAAAUACUUUAAAGUUUUACACCAUCGGUAAAGUGAGUAAUGUGUCCCACAAGGGUAAGCAUCAUGUGAAAAAAUUAUAUAGCAUCGUUUCUAAGUAGGGAAGGUUUCACCGCACGUUCCAUGUCUAGAGGUAGGUCGCCCUAUGAUCGAUUAGUGAGGGGACCAAUUACGCUGGACAUGUCGGCACAUCCUUAGGAUGAACCCUUCCGGAUCAUGAAGUAAAACUGGUCUGGUGGUCGGAACUUUAGCAUAUUCUGACCCAAUUUUUGGACCCGUCUAGCGCUCAUGCCACGAGUGCUUAAAUGACAACGGUGCUUAGAUAACUUGGAAAACGUGAAAGAACGUUUAUGAUGGUUAGGUCGGCUAAGUCUGACGAUUCUUUUCGUUUUUGUAGAAUUCUUCGUCCUGGGUGCUACUGAAUGUAGCGUCUCUUUAUUGGAGAGUACAAGGAGAUACUGCUGAAGCCAUCAAGUGUCUGCGCCAAGCUCUUUCUUUCUCUCCUUCCAAUGCAAGGGUAGGCAUUUUAUGGUCAGAACAAGAAGAGGUCCUUUUCUUAUUUUGAACUCACGCAGCGUCUUAAGACAUUUCUUUGUAUCAGAGUAUCAACGUAAUUUUUUACCUCGGAUUCCUCGAACUCCCCCCCCCCUCCCUCAUCUAAAAAGUUUUAGCUGGCCGCCGGAAAAAAAGGGGGGGGUGGUUUGUUAUAUCAACACCUAUUCUCUACUUAACUUGAGUCGAAACUCGUUCUUUAAGAAAAUAUAUCAAGAAAGUGGAAAUGUACAGAGCGGCUCGUUAUGAGAGUUGCGUAUUUCUGUAAAAAAUUAUACCCUUUUAACACUUUACACCCUAACAUCAGUAUGCAUAUUUUCCAUACUGUUCUCCGUACAUUCCCUAAGGUGCUGACAAGGAGAAUUUGUGUAACAAUCAAUAACUUCUUUAGCUGCUGAUAAUUUUUUUAUCCUCAUGACUUUACUGCAUGAUUCAGGAGUGAUUUUGUAAGGAGAAGUUAGAUGCUAGUCACUCUUAAGGGUUAAAGGGUUAAUGCGCUAAUUGAUCCGCAGGAUUUCAAAUCAAAGCGCGCCUCAGAAAUCACUGCAAUCAUGGAAUCCCAAAACUAGUUACAUCUUAAAAUGACAUCGUAAGUCAUUUACUAUUGUUACAUCUGUCAAUUCAAAGAAGCAUACUUCAACUUGGUCACGUUUUCGUUCCAGGAUGUAGCUCAUGUUAGUCUGGCCAGUAUAUUGUUAAGGGAGGGCCAGCUUGAAGACGCUGCUGUAGUCAUAAAAAAGGCUCUUGAGGUAACGACUGUACUGAAUGACAUUUCCAAGUCAUUGUCCUCUCGAACUGGUUGUUUUUCGCUUGAUGUCUCGGCCCCAAGCCUCACUGUUUCUAUAAACGAAGCAAUAUUUAUGAUAAGUUACAUUGAAAGUUAUUUGAAAGUCGUCCCAGGCGCAGGCGCAAAAAAGUUGUGAUACACUAGGCGUGACACGUCUGUAACGCGCGUGACUUAAUUCUAUUUGUGAAGGUCGCGCAAAAUCGUGAAGAAAACAGUAAUUUUUCUGUGCAAACUUGAACCUCUUUACUCAUUUCUGAGGACUUUUCUGUUGCAUCCAGUAAUUGUUAUAUCCGUCGUUUCUAUGACUUAUCUAUUAAACUUUAACUUACAUGUCUAUUAGAAAGAGACAUAAGUAAUUGACCCGCAGUUUUCCAAGUAAAAGAAAAUUAUUUUUCUGUAAAACUUAGAGAUUGUGAACACCAGAAAAAUGUUUGCGGAAGUGUGUUUCAAAGAAAAAUAAUAUUACUGAUCCUUGUGGGGGAUCGGGUAAUUUUAUCGUAACAUCAUCAAAAUCAUACAACACCCCCCCCCCCCCAUAGGCGACUAAUAAUAACCGGUCGCUAAGCUCAGAAAACGAAGCAAACAGAAACUGUCAUAAGUUUAUGGCUUUAAACUUUCCUCGCGUGUGCUGAACUUCAUUGUGAUCGGUUAGUUUAAAAUUGACCUGUCAAAAUCAAUUGAUAGGGUUCACCUUUGUUGUUUUUGUUGUUGUUUUUUGUUUUUUUAAAGUUUCACUGUAAAGUAGAAAGAGAGUAAUGUUUUAAGUAAAAGAAGCUUCAGUUUCAUAUUGUUUCCGUUUUUUAGAUUUCUCCCAGUCUUGCUCUUGGACACUUUAUUCUUGGAAACGUCUUCGGUGCUCAGGUAUUUAAUGCGUUAUCUGUAUAUUCUUUAGUGCAUUUUAUUAAUGGAAAAAAAAAAAGAAUUUAGCCUGAAUGCAAAUUAGGAUGGGAAGCAUUUACUGUUUGGUUUUUCUAUCUCUGAGCAAAUCUUCAUCCGAGAAAGGGUUCGUUUAAUGUUGAAAAAGGUUGGAGACCUUUUUAAGGUUUAGACUAUAUCCUAUAUGUCAAUAACAAGUGGAUAAAUUCUUCUGAUCUUCAUUUCUCUGUUAAUGCGAGUGUUAUCGAACCAAGCACUAGUAGCCCAACCAGCUGGAGCCGGUUUCCAUACCAAUACCCAGUAUAAGUUUAGCCAGGCAGAAUUAGUUAUUUUAUUCUCUAGGAUCAUUGUGCUGGAGAAUUAUACCGUGUAUCUAUCUAAAGACCCUUACUGCAGUGUUAUAUACAAAUAUUUUUCCGUCUUGCUUUAAGUCAACUUUACUCUCUUUCUUUUCCACCUCAGAGUGAAAUACCUGAGGCUAUUCAGCACUAUCUGCUCGCCUUACAGCUCGAACCAGGCUUCACACCGGCUGUGGAGAGGUUAAAGAUCAUUCAGUGUGUGCUGUGGAAACAGCAAAAAGCUCUGGAAAAAGAAGCCGCUGACCUCAGGAAACUCCUUACCCCAAAGUGAACGCAGUCGGCAGCGGCCUCGAACUUUUUCUUUCAGCAUUCGUAGUCUGAAAGACCGACUUUAAUUUUCUAAAAUAGUUAAACUUGCUGCGUGGAUAAAUGACAGAAAUUAUUUCUAUAAUGGGAAAAAAAGCAUAUUUGGCAAUCGAUGAAUUAUAUAUUGGGAUGAAAAUUUUCUAAUUACAAAAAUAAAAAGCUUAAAAUUUCAAAUAAACCCUAGCUGGCAAAACUUAAAAAAUAAAACGUUCUUCUUUUGGAAAGAUAGGCCAAUAUUUUGGAGCUUUUUAUAAAUGCAAAGUAACCGUUAACUUUUCCUCUGGCUUUUGCGAUUCAAUCUCUCACUGAAUCUUGUAAGACAGUGUCUAGAGUCAGGAGUCCAUUACAUCUGUUUGUGUGUAUAUUUUCUUUUAGAAAUAAAUACCAUUUUGAAAGCAAUGUGUUCGUAGCUUUUAAAAGUAGUUUCUGUGGUCAAAUGGUUCAGAAUAUAUAAAGUACCGUUUCAAAACGGCCUCGUCACUCUUUGAAUUUAAGCCUGUCACGAUUACAGCUUUCUUCAUCUUAACUUAAUAAUUUCAUGUAGAUAUCGAAGUCAAAUUAGACAAGUAAGUAUUUUUACACAGAGAAAAGAGUAGUUUUGUUUGAGGAGACGCCGGUCAUCUGACAAACUUUUCUAUAGAAUUCUUAAAAAG